Messenger RNA from Coturnix japonica (Japanese quail), 4493 nucleotides. RefSeq names its product solute carrier family 38 member 7 (gene SLC38A7). Gene Ontology annotation, molecular function: L-glutamine transmembrane transporter activity; L-asparagine transmembrane transporter activity. NCBI's taxonomy places the organism in Eukaryota, Metazoa, Chordata, Aves, Galliformes, Phasianidae. Gene Ontology annotation, cellular component: membrane. The record is from RefSeq and is a predicted model, not a curated record. Gene Ontology annotation, biological process: amino acid transmembrane transport.
CGGUUGCGGUGAGCGGGGCGGGGCGGUGCGACCCCGGCGGGGGGAGGGACACGCGUGGGCACGGCGGUGGGAGCCGGCUCCGGACCGCAGAGACAGUGCCCCGCCCGGCCCGUGCGCGGCAGCUUGUGCAGAGCUUGCAGGAAUUGGGGCCGGGAUUGAGGAAGCCCGGCGGGGCUCGUGCCCGCAGCGAUGCGCGUCCCCGUGCGGCCGGCCAGGCCGAGCCCUUUGUAGGAGUCGCACAGCAGCGCCUGGCUGUUUGCUGUCGCCAAACCCAAUGGAGCCAACGCUGCCCCGCGGCACUCGGCUGAGCCCGGUGCAGCAGCGCUAGUGGGACGCACGGCGGGAGGAGCGGGCGCUGCCGGCGGGAGGAUGGCUCAGGCCGCUGGGAGCAUCAACACCGACUACAGGGACUGGGAGUGGAGCGACGAUGCCGGGGAACGGGCCCGGCUCCUGCAGAGCCCCAGCGUGGAAGCGGUGCCGAAGAGCGAGGAGAGCCCAGGGAACGGCGCCGGGGCCACGUCGGCGCUGGGCGCGGUGUUCAUCGUGGUGAAUGCUGCUCUCGGGGCCGGGCUGCUCAACUUCCCGGCUGCCUUCAACAUGGCUGGUGGUGUAGCUGCGGGCAUUGCCCUGCAGAUGUGCAUGCUGAUCUUCAUCAUCGGAGGGCUGGUCAUCCUGGCGUACUGCUCGCAGGCCAGCAAUGAACGCACCUACCAAGAGGUGGUGUGGGCUGUGUGUGGGAAGGUGCCAGGUGUGCUGUGCGAGGUGGCCAUCGCCGUUUAUACCUUUGGCACCUGCAUUGCUUUCCUCAUCAUCAUCGGAGACCAAGAGGACAAGAUCAUUGCUGCUCUGGUGACGGAGCCUGAGGAAGCAGGGAGCAGCCGCUGGUACACGGACCGCAAGUUCACCAUCAGCAUCACCGCCUUCCUCCUCAUCCUCCCCCUCUCCAUCCCCAAAGAGAUUGGCUUCCAGAAAUACGCCAGCUCUCUGAGUGUGAUUGGCACGUGGUAUGUCACCGCAGUCAUCAUCAUCAAGUACAUCUGGCCUGACAAGGAGCUCGUGCCCGUGGAGAUCCCUACCAGCCCCUCCACCUGGAUGGCCGUGUUCAACGCCAUGCCCACCAUCUGCUUUGGAUUCCAGUGCCAUGUUAGCAGCGUGCCCGUCUUUAACAGCAUGAAGCAGCCAGAGGUGAAGACGUGGGGAGCAGUGGUGACAGCAGCCAUGGUGAUCGCUCUCUUUGUCUAUACUGGCACUGGUGUCUGUGGCUUCCUGACCUUUGGAGCCAGUGUGGACCAGGAUGUGUUGCUUUCCUACCCCUCCAAUGACAUCCCUGUUGCCCUCGCUCGGGCUUUCAUCAUCCUGUGCGUGCUGACGUCCUACCCCAUCCUGCACUUCUGUGGCCGGGCUGUUCUGGAAGGUCUCUGGCUCCGCUACACCGGAGUGACAGUGGAGGAGGACGUGGUUCGGGAGCGGAGGAGACGCCUGCUGCAGACCAUUAGCUGGUUCCUCCUGACUCUCCUCCUGGCUCUCUUCAUCCCUGACAUUGGCAAAGUCAUCUCUGUCAUUGGAGGCUUGGCCGCCUGCUUCAUCUUUGUCUUCCCAGGGCUCUGCCUGAUUCAAGCUAAACUCUCUGAGAUCCAAGAAACCAGAACAGUCAGCUGGUGGGCCCAGGUCGGCUACGGGGUAUUCAUGGUCACCCUUGGAGCCUUCAUCUUCGGACAGACCACUGCCAACGCCAUCUUCGUGGAUCUGGCAGCCUGAGCCUCCUCCAGGCAGGACCCAGAAGUAGAUUUUCCAUCAGACUGAGGGGGGGUGGGGAGAAAACAUUUUAGUAUAUUGGGAAUGUCCAAGAGGAGUGUUGAAACGCAGGGCUUCGCUGGAAGAGCCCUGCAAGGACUUGUGUCGUGUUGUCUUAACACACCAGGCAGCCAGGCUUGCCUUCUCAGUCAUGACUCCCUGGUGACGGAGGAGAACCCUACUCACUCCGUGCUGACAUCCAGGUCAAAUUCUUUCUGCCCCUCUGGGGUAGGCUUCACUAAGGGAUCCCAUAUGGGUUUGCACAGGAAAGCUCACUGCUUCCCUUAGUGACAGGGGAACUUCUUUCCAGCACUUUCACAGCUUAAAGUCGCAGUGUUGGAGGGAGGCAGUGUGUCUUGUUUAAAGGGAACUAGGGACUAUGCUUUACUUUAUAGUGUGCUGCGAUCAGGGCAUAAAACAAAUGGAAAUGGAAAGGGAGAAAGCAAAGGGAGCUCUGCCUCACUGAGCAGCGCUGGGGCGAUGGGUCCCAGCUGAUUCCCAUCACCUCAAAGUGAGUGAGUUUUACUGUGCAUGAGCACAGCAAUUCCUCCACCACCUUAAACCCAUUAACUUAGACAGAGUGACAUCCCCACGGUCCUAUUCUUUGUCGGUGUUUGGUUUUAAGUUUUCCCGUGGCUCAUCCUGCCAGCCUGCUGUUCUAUCCCAGUGCUAGCAGGUGUUUCCUCUCCCAUUUUCCUCUGACCAGGCUGCACUUGCUGCUAGGAAGUGGGAAUGUCGCAUUGAGCCUCAUUUUAACACUGAGCCUGAUUUUAAUGUGCCAUUUGUCAAGGAGGGGGAUUGGGAGGACCGCAGGAGCAAAGUUUACAUUGCCAGCCCCAGCCCUGGGGCUGGUGGACUCACUGGAGAAGGUGCUGUGAACUGCAUCUGCCUACUGGAAACACUACGCUAGAACCAAGCUCUUAAUUUCAUAUCCUGUUCUCCUGGGCUGCAUGGUCGAGGAGUGGGACAGCUUUAGGUUUUAAGGGACGCUCUGAGGAUAAAGCAGUCAGUAUUAAUCCCAUUCAUACUGUGCCCAUGCUUAUUGGUGCUGUGGCUGGUGCUGCUCUUGGAUGUUCCUCCUUAGCCUUUCCCAAUAGUUUCUUUUCUGUUUCUUGGUUGUUUCUUUGGGUAUAGGGGUUCCCACAGCUGCAGGUGAGGCUUGGAGCAGUUAAAUCCCAGCAGCCCACUGCUCUUGUUGAGACUUGAAGGUCCCAUGAUCUUUGGCUUCUAAAUCCCUCGGCAGGGAGAGAGAUCGGUCUGGUCUCAGAGCAGUGCUUGGCAGACAUGGGACGUGUCCCAGCCUGUGACGGUGGGAAGAUGAACAGUGACACGUUGAUGCAGUACUUGCCAUGUUCCUUUCCUUCUGUGACCAACCAGCGGUGGGUGGGAGAGCAGCCUGCAGGUACAGCUUGUUGGUGGCAUUCAUCCUCUCCCUGCACUGCUGUAUGUGGGUGUGCUCUGACAAAAGGUGGCUUCAGCCUGGCUCUCACAUACCACAGCUCCCAGGUAGUGCUGGCACAGCUCUGGAAAAGGCUUUUCACCUUUGCUCUGUCAUUUCAAUACUCCCCACCUUCCCCCCAUCUCUCUGAGGUGAGCUGGGGAAAUCCAGACAGAGAAUGAGCAGGAAAUCCCAAAUAAAUAGUUUUGGGGGACUGUGUGAAGUAUUGUGUCCCUCCAGUCUCCUCCAGGGUAGCUCCAGCCUCUGCGCCUUCUGCUUUUCACAUGCAAAGGCUCCAACAAACCUGUUUGCGUCAGUUGCAGUCAGUGUGUUGGGCUCUCCAGAAACCAGGCCGUGUUUCAGGGCAUGCAGUGUAUGCCUGCAUACAGCGUGCUUUCCCACAACAACAAGAGAUGGAAGGAGCCAGAGCUUGGGGUUAACGGGUUAUGUCUCAACGCAGUCCACCCACGUUUCACAUGGGAGCAUAGACAUCACAUUUUCUUUUUUCUUUCUUUGCCCUUUCCCCCCCAUUCCUCCUUUCCCUUUCCCUUCCUUCCUUCACUCCUUCCUUCCUUCCUUCACUCCUUCCUUCCUUCCUUCCUUCACUCCUUCCUUCACUCCUUCCCUUCCUCCCCCGCUUCUUUCUUUCUUGCUUUCAUGAUUUUCCAUUUCUCUCUCCCUUUUCCCCUAUCCUGCUCACUUGCUUUGUCCCUUUUCUUUCCUUUUUUCCUUUCCUUUCUCCCCAUCCCCUUCCAAAACAAGCAGAGAUCCAUGGAUAAGCACCUUGGAUAUCACCACUGGGUUCACAGCACCUCUAGCAUGAUUCUGAGCAGUAAGAAGAGCCCAGCCACGCACGGCUGGGAUACUUGUGGUGUCUUUUGAGUACAAACCAGGCUCAGCUUAGACUGCACUGGAGCCGGGGCUGCACGAUGUGCGUUGUGUGCUCCCAGGAGUGCAGGCACCCAGAGAUACUGCUCAGUGUAAUGCCUGGACCAGAGCCCUGCACUGUGGGGCUGCUGGGCUCCCUCCCAGCCCUGUGUGUGGAGAUGGGGCUGCAUCGUGCCCUGCCUCUGGGGUUACAUGGCGAUGGGGCUGUUUCUCUGUUUGCCUUAUCACUCCUGUGGCUGUUUACAGACUUUUUAAUGUAUUUUCUUUCAUUUUAAGUGCAAAACAAAACCAACCAAAAAAAAAAAAACAAAACAAAAACGAAAAGCCUGGAUGACCUUGACUCAAUAAAAGUGAACUUGUGGUGCGUACCUCA